Messenger RNA from Lytechinus variegatus (green sea urchin), 2259 nucleotides. RefSeq names its product gastrula zinc finger protein XlCGF57.1-like. The coding region runs from base 159 to 1817 and encodes 552 amino acids. The record is from RefSeq and is a predicted model, not a curated record. NCBI's taxonomy places the organism in Eukaryota, Metazoa, Echinodermata, Echinoidea, Temnopleuroida, Toxopneustidae. The transcript has 3 exons.
CAGCAGCAUAGACACAGACGGACAAGAAAUAGCAGUUCAGAGAUUUUUGUUCGACAAACUUCGAAUUCGUUAAAAUAUCGCACGCAAAACCGAGAAAUAAGAUCACAAAUGUAGAAAGUUUGUUUGACACCUGCUUGUCCCUUCGUCAAGAAGCCAGCAUGGACCAAUCUCAACCUGUAUUUAAUCACAGUGACCAUCCUCCAUUCAGGUUACCAGCAGGUCAUUACCAAGGAAGGCCUGCUCAGAUGAAUGUUGGAGUAAUGUCACACGCAGAACACAUUCCCCAAACCAUUACACCUGGUGCUCAGCAUGCACAUUCAUCUGGCAUGCCAUUCAGCUUGCCCUGGUCAGACCAUCAAGUUCAAGGGCAACCCAAGAGUGAAGCUACUCCCUUUAAAGAAGAAAAUGAUCCUCAUCAGCAUACUAAGAAAGUUGAUGCAUUGGACCAGGAAUGGCCAGAUAGGAAAUCGCCUAUUCUUCCAAGUAAAGCUAAAGUUAAAAGUAAAGAAGAGAUCAUGCCAGUGGAUUUUGCUGAAGAAGAGGUGGUCAGCAACUUUGUUCCUCUGUCAUGGACAAAGAAUCUCACUAAACCUCAUACAGUAUCAAAGUCAGAGGAAGGUGAUGUGAAACCUUGUGAUUCCACUGAGAGCAAGGAUACCAGAGAACAGAGAGCUGAAGAAGAGCUUGCAGCAGUACAUGCUUUCAUGUCCAUGGAACCGUCAGGGUAUACCUGCAUUCAAUGCGGUCAUGUUGUCCAUCGUAGCCAGCUUGCAAAGCACAUCCGAAUGCACACUGCUGACAGGCCUUUCAAGUGUGAAGUAUGUAAACGAGCCUUUCGUCAGAAGUCCAAUCUGAUUGUCCACAUGCGCAUGCACACAGGCGAACUUCCAUUCAAGUGUGAAUUUUGCGAUAAAGCAUUCCGUCAGAAGUCCAUUCUCGUGACGCAUGUUCGCACGCACACCCGUGAGAUGCCGUACAAAUGUCACCUAUGUCCAAAGGCGUUUACACAGAAGUCCAAUCUGGUGGAACAUAUUCGCGUCCAUACAGGAGAAAAGCCAUACAGGUGCCCGGAGUGUGACAAGGCAUUUGCCCAGAAAUCUAACUUGGUCGUUCACAUCCGUAGCCACACCGGAGAAGCUCCGUUUAAGUGCGGGGCUUGCGGGAAAUCUUUCCGGCAAAAGUCGAUAUUAACUACUCACAUGAGAACUCACACUGGAGAGCUGCCUUUUAAGUGUCGGCAGUGUGAACGUGCCUUUGCACAGAAAUCUAACCUGGUCGAACACGAACGUCAGCACACGGGAGAGAGACCCUUCGUUUGUCAAGAAUGUGACAAAGCCUUCAUCCGUCAUCAGGAUCUAUUACAGCAUAUGAGGCAGCACACGGGUCGAAAACCCUACGACUGCGGGGAAUGCGGCAAGAUGUUCAGUCGGAAGAAGCAUGCGGAGAAGCAUGUUCGUUCGCACAUUAAACACCGUUUCAACUGUGGAGUCUGUGGUCAGGGUUUUAUGGAUGAAAAUCUGAUGGUGAUCCAUCUGACCACCCACUGUCAUUGUCAUAUCUGCAGUAUCAGCUUUGAUUCAAAGGAAGAUCUAACCGAGCAUUGUAGACUUCAUGCAAUGGGUAUGCCUGAUAGUGAGGAAGUACGAAUCAGUCCUGUCCAAGAGAGCAAAGGCAAUGUAACACAGAACUCUCAUUCUAGCUCCAAACUUCCAUAUGCUGAGACUGUUUCACAUUAUGCAAGUAGCAGCAAAUCUUUGGGUUAUAAGCAAGAAGAUACAUUUAAUAGAACUGCUAUUUCUUCACCUUCAUCUCAUUAGACUACUCUCAUAUUACAGGAAAUUAUUUCCAACUGUUAUAAUUUAGAUGAAAAAAAUCUUUAAAAAAUUAAUGUCAUUUAUGGUAAGGUCAACAGCGCAAGCCACACUGAAAAAUUGGUAGUAAUAAAAAGCAGUUUAUUCAUUGGCAUCCUUUGUGCAUUCUAUCUUAGAAGGGCCAGAGAGUUACAAAUCAUGGGGAAACGACAUUUUAUAGAAUUUGCAAAAGACUUAUUUAUGUGUAAAUUAUUAUCUGUCCGUUGUGUGAGUCUGUGAGUGAUUAAUGUGAUAAAAAUCCAGACGGCCAAAAGUCGACUAUGCUCAGGUUCAUCAUUUACUGCAAGCUGUUAAGUUCUCAACAAUCCCAAGUCUUAGGGGGUGUUGCAAGAAAAUAUUUGCAAAAUUGCAAAUAUUCUGUCCCAAUUUUACAACUGAUAGAUCAACA